This is a messenger RNA of Lampris incognitus (smalleye Pacific opah), 2409 nucleotides long. RefSeq names its product polycystic kidney disease 2-like 1 (gene pkd2l1). Gene Ontology annotation, cellular component: membrane. Gene Ontology annotation, molecular function: calcium channel activity; calcium-activated potassium channel activity; muscle alpha-actinin binding. The transcript has 15 exons. NCBI's taxonomy places the organism in Eukaryota, Metazoa, Chordata, Actinopteri, Lampriformes, Lampridae. The record is from RefSeq and is a predicted model, not a curated record. Gene Ontology annotation, biological process: potassium ion transmembrane transport; detection of mechanical stimulus. The coding region runs from base 1 to 2409 and encodes 802 amino acids.
AUGAAGUGCUUGAACAAUCGGGCUGACAGCCACCUCACCGGGAAGGUGGAGUGCGAGUUGGACGGUUUAGGAAAUGGGGGCUGGGUGAACCAGGGCUUCUGUGGUUCCCCUCCAUCCCUGCCUCGAGCUGUCAGCACCAUCUACAACCCCCAGCCAGUCUUCCCGGGCUGUACUGACAACAUCUGCAAAGUGGACACCCCCAGCCAUUUCCUGGAGGAACCAGAUUCCCUCAACCGGAGCCUGGUAAAGAAACGUCCAGGUUGCUGCUCCUUUAUCAAAGGGUUGUGGGGCACCACACUGACGGAGAACACCUCAGACGACAGGGAGCUGUUUGUACGAACCACACUGAGGGAGUUACUGGUCUAUCUGGUGUUCCUGGUGGAUAUAUGUCUUUUAACGUAUGGUAUGACCAGCUCAAGCACCUACUAUUACACUAAAGCCAUGACGGACCUGUUUGUGAAUACAGCUGGUGACAGCGGGGUUAAGUUUCAGUCCAUUAGCUCUAUGGCCGACUUCUGGAUUUACACCCAGGGCCCACUGCUGGAUGGCCUGUACUGGACUAAGUGGUACAAUAACCUGUCGCUGGACAACGGAGACCAGUCCUUCAUCUACUAUGAGAACAUGCUACUAGGUGUCCCCAGGAUGAGGCAAAUCAAGAUUAAGAGCAACUCCUGUAAGGUCCACAAAGACUUCCAAGAUGAGAUCAGCGGAUGUUUUGAUGUCUACAAUGAGAAGAAGGAGGAUGACCUUAACUUUGGUCUCAUCAAUGGCACUGCGUGGACAUACCACACAGAGAAAGAGAUCAGGGGCUCUUCUCACUGGGGCUUGUUGACUACAUACAGUGGAGCGGGGUACUAUCAGGAUCUGAGCAGGACCAAAGAAGGGAGCGCCGCCAUACUAACAGAGCUGAUAAACAACUUAUGGCUGGACCGCGGUACCAGAGCGGUCUUCAUCGACUUGUCCACUUAUAAUGCUAACAUCAAUAUGUUCUGUGUCAUCAGGUUGCUGGUUGAAUUUCCUGCAACUGGUGGAGCUAUCUCCUCGUACCAGAUAAGAACGGUCAAACUGAUCCGCUACGUCGCCUACUGGGAUUACUUCAUCCUCGCCUGUGAGCUGGUCUUCUGCUUGUUCAUCCUUUAUUACAUUGUUGAGGAGAUUCUCGAGCUUCGCAUCCACAAGUUCUCCUACUUCAAAAGCAUCUGGAACAUACUGGAUAUUGUUGUCAUACUGCUUGCCAUAGUCGCAAUCAUUUUCAAUGUCUUUCGCACGAUCAAAGUGGACAACUUACUCAGCAAACUUCUGGAGCAUCCCGACAUCUAUCCAGAUUUCGAAUUUUUGGCAUUCUGGCAAACACAAUACAACAACAUGAAUGCAGUGAACUUGUUCUUCGCAUGGAUCAAGGUUUUCAAGUACAUCAGUUUCAAUAAGACCAUGACUCAACUGUCCUCCACUCUGGGCCGCUGUGCUAAAGACAUUAUGGGGUUUGCCAUCAUGUUCUUUAUAGUUUUCUUUGCCUACGCCCAGCUCGGAUAUCUGCUGUUUGGAACUGAGGUCGAUUCCUUCAGCACCUUCGUCAAGUGCAUCUUCACACAGUUCAGAAUCAUUCUCGGAGACUUUGAUUACGAUGCUAUCGAGCGGGCUAACAGAGUCCUCGGGCCGAUCUACUUUGUCACUUAUGUGUUCUUUGUCUUCUUUGUCCUGCUGAACAUGUUUUUGGCCAUCAUAAAUGACACAUAUUCUGAAGUCAAGGAAGAGCUCUCAUCGCAGAAAGAUGAACUGCAGAUAAGCGACAUCAUCAAACAGAGCUAUAUGAAGACAUUUAUGAAGCUGAAACUUAAAAAGGACAAAAUAUCAGAUGUUCAAAAAGCCCUUCGGUCUGGAUCUGGAGAAAUUGAAUUCAAGGACUUCAGGGAGACCCUGAAGGAGAUGGGGCAUGCUGACCAUGAAAUAUCUGCAGCUUUCUCUCAGUUUGACUGUGAUGGCAACCAAAUUCUGGACCAAGACGAGCAAGAGAAGAUGAAAAUAGAGCUGGAGGAAAAGAGGGAUGCCCUUAGUGCUGAACUCAACAAUCUGGGGGUGGACUAUGGUGAAGACUCACUGGAAGAGCCCUCCAACGCUGGCAGCAAGCAGAAGAAAACAAACCCCAGUCAAACCACGGUGGAACAAGAGGAGCUUCAAAGGUUGGCCAGACAGGUUCUCCAACUUGAAAGCUGUGUAGUGGCAAUAAUGUCGAAGACUGAGUGGAUUAUGGAGAAACUGGGAGGACCAGAAAGGAGUGAGGGGAAGGAACCGAAUGAUCGCGCUGCCUUUGAUGGGAACGUCCUGGUACGUCCAGAGCGAGGGCCGAGAGCCGACGUGUCAUCCCAGAGACCAACCACUCCUGCAUGCUCCACUUAUUGUCAUUUAUAA